Messenger RNA from Symbiodinium sp. CCMP2592, 7779 nucleotides. The record is from the annotation of a GenBank genome assembly. Lineage: Eukaryota; Dinophyceae; Suessiales; Symbiodiniaceae.
AUGUGGGUUCCAAGCAUUGUUUGGCUGGCCUGGGCGUAUAGUCUGACCCGUGGCAAUUCGAGCCACACGUCUGAGUCGGGCAUGGCUGUAAGGAGGACCCGAGUUCUCCCCAAGUUGAGUGGGAAGGAGGCAGACCGCUUCUUCGAGACGUGCCAGGCUAACCAGAUCCUACAGAGGUUGCAUUCAGUUCCGUCCCGAGUUCGCAGCAAGGUGCAGAAGGCGGAGGAGUUCUGCGAAAGAGGCGUUGGGACAGCCGUGUGGCAUCCGUUGCCCAACGGCUCACUCGCUGGAUUUUGCUGCCCUGCGAACGCAACCUGGUGUCGCGGCUGUGCGGAAGCUGAUGGCGACGCACAAGCAUGCGGCAGGUGCCGUGGCGGCUGGAUCUUGAAGGAUGGGCAUUGCAGCGCUUGCAUGGACCUCCCUGCGUGGCAGGACCUGCAGGGUAGAAAUUGCCAUGCCGUUGUGGAGGCAGGGGCUUGCAGCACGGGUCGCUUCCACGGCGUCUCUUCGGUGAUGGCAUGCUGCGGCUGCUCGGGCGGCUUGCGCACGGCAACAGCAUUUGCCUACUACUCGGAGCCCAUAGUUUUGGGUGAACGUGUCGUGAAGGGCCAUCCGCUGCCGCGAACGGCUUCGCGCUACUCCCUGGACAGCGCUUGCAAGCUCUUGGAGUAUAACCUCACGAUCGACGGCAGCACAGGUGAGCUGCGCUUGAAGCCCGGCUGUGAGUCCGUCGGCUGCGGUGGAGCCGUGGAAGACUUCGAGGUGUCGUGCAGGAUCACCGCCUACGAGGGCCGGCUGAACUUCUCUGCAGAGCUCGUCGUCACCGCCUCGAAAUUCCUUGCCUACGAGAACUCGGUGCUCGUGGCCAGGGCCGCCACGGCUGCUAAAUCGGCGACAGACUUCACUCCGCGGUUUGCAGCAGAGGUCUCGCCCCGGGAUCUCCAGCUCAGCUGUGCGCCGGAGCUCGCGUCCUCCGGGUCCUCUGCUUGGCUGCGGCUUCGGGACGACGGCGGCCUCACAGUGAACGCCACGGCGAAGGAAGGGCUCCCGGGAGUCACGGACCUCCACCUCCCGGGGCUCACUGCGGCCAGCGGCAGCCUCUGUCACGUCCAGCAGGGCAAGAACGUGACGGCUGUGGCUGUCUUGGUGCCGGACACCUGGACCUCCAUCCACUAUCGGCAGGCCUCCGUGAUUGUGGCACCGGGUGCAUCCCUGGGCCCUGCCUUGGAGCCUCUGACCACGGGCCAGGUGUCUCCAACCCGUUUCUCGGCCACCUGCAGCUCCAACUUCACCAAUGGCUCCAUGGAGAUUGAGUUUGACGACAUGACGGGCCUGGCGACCGUGGCGGGCUAUGUCGUUUUCCAGUUGAACAUAGCAACAGGCGCCGUGCAGGUCUCGCCUGAGGUCAACCUGUCUCACAUCUUCGACGUAGAGAGCACUACCGGCAAAGCAGUUCCACGUCGAGGCCGUUUGGACGUGUCCUGCAUCAUCCUGGGCCACUUCGAAUGGCAAGUGGGCAUACCGCAAGUCCCCAUUCAGGGAAGCCUUCACAUCUCCGUGCAGGACUCCAUUUGCUGGAAGCGAGCACUGGACACGGGCCAUGGCUGGAGCCUCGGGCGAAGCCUCGGAGGGAGCUCCCUUGGCCCUGGCGAGUGCCGCGGCAGCUGCAGGAGAGAUCCAGGCUGCGCUGUCUACAGCUACUCCCCGGGCCUCUGCGUCUCCCUCGCACCGUGCGGCCCACAUCCGAAAGACGAGUGUCAGCCCUACGUUGAGGCAGUGGAGAAGGUUGCGAACUGCAGCAUGGAGCACACGUGUCUCAACCUGACGGCUGCUGAGCCAGUGUGGCUGUACAGUGGCAUCUUCUGCCCGGUGGCAUUUGGGGUGGAGCCAGCCACGGACAAGCUCAGCUGGGUGUAUCGCAAAGAGGAGCCGGUUGUCAGCGCGCUGGACGUGUUCUACCUGCAAGCUUCCGAGAUGGAUCCAGAGGUCGCGUGCGGCUCUGGCAAUUUGCUUCUUACCAGGAGUAAUGCCACAUGGGAUUUUGAGAACGCGACUUCCAAGUACAUGGAGCUGUUCGGCUCUCACGUCGCAUGCCUCGUCAGUGUGUCCGGCGCAGAAGUGGUUCCAGCCACCUUCGAGCGCGGAGAAGAGAGCCUUUUUGGGCAGAACGAGACGGACUACUUGGGCAUAGGCUUGAGGCUCACCUUGCAGAGCCAACAUUGCCCUCUUCCGGAGACGGACGAAGAUGGGGAUGACGGCCUUGUUCAAGAGGCUCUACUCGUGGAUGACCCCACCACCACCACGCUCAAUGACUACUCCUUGCACGCCUGCGAUUGCUUCCCCAUGUCCUGGGGCAUUGAGCCACCGGUCACGGACGAGAGCUUCAUGUCAGUGCCCGGAGGCGAAAACCAGUUUGUGCCUGAAGCCAUUGAGAUCGCACGGGGCUCGCUAAUCUGUGACCAGCGCUUCCUCCAGCCUGUUUCGGCCAUGAUUCUUUUCUCGUCAAGUGAGCUCGACUGCCGCAAGGCUUGUCAAGUACAGUCGACUUGUUCCUUUUAUUGGUUUGGUUCGGCUGCGAAUUUGCAGCAGUGCCGACUCUACAGCGACUGCAAGGCCUUGUUCCAGGAGCGUGGCAGCAGUGGCGUCUUAGGAGGUAUUGUGAGAAGCCACGUGUGCCGCCGAGCAGAUCCUGCAAAGUGCUGGACCAUCAGCAAGCGCCGUACCUUCCUGCAAACUGGCAAAGAAGAUGCUGGCGCUGGCGGUUCUGAUGCCGGCAUUCUCCCCGCGAUUAGCCCGUGCCUUUUCUCGAGGUUGGUGGAGCAGUGCGACUUUCAGCUGCUGCUCGGCGGCUUUGGAGUGGAGCAGUGUUUUGGCUGCACGCAUGCGCUGGUGCAUGAAGGCGACACAUGGCCCGAGAAACGCCACAUGCCCCGCCUGUUUUCGCCUGGCAGUCAGCUCCGCUACUCGUGCUGGGCAGAGCGCUACACGGCCGUGACGGUUGUUCAGCCAGGCACGCAAAGUCCCAGCUACAACCUCUCCUGCGCAGGCGGCAAGUGGUGGGGCCCGGCAGGGCAGCUGGGCUUGAGCGGCUUUGCCUGUGGCGCUUGUGUGCAAGUGGUUCCCCCGGACUAUGUCAGGUACCAGGAGGAGAGAAAGCAGGAGCUCUACUUUGUGCCGAGCCUGGCACUUAAGGUUGUCAUUGACCAGCUCAUGCCGCUGGUGCUGAAUUUUGACGGCACGCUGCAGAAGUUCUUCAUCCCCGACUCCGUGCAGGUGGACUUCAUGGAGGGUGGUGCAGCACUUUCUCUGCCUCAGCGUGCGGGCUGCUUGAAUUGGCUUGGCGGUCAUAACGGCAGCUUGGUCAUCAGCCCGGAGUGCCAGCCAUUAUGGUGCCCCACAACUACGGCAGUAGGCUGCCAGGCUCGUCCAGGGGAACUCUUUCUUUGCCGAGCUGACGACCGGUCUCAGUGUCUCUACUCCGAGGGCUCUCAGAAGCUGCUGCUGAAUGCCGCUGGUAGAUUUUGCCCCACCUCCUUCUCAGCGACGGGAAGGAGGUCUCCUGCCCAAAUGCGAUCCACAGCAAGGGACGCAGCUUUGCCUGAGGACGCGGCCCUGCUGCAGCUGCGAUCACCUGUGUCGGCUUGUGCAACAGGCUGGCCGCAAGGGGCGCUUGAGAAAGCGCCGGCUGUUGAUGUAUUUGCCUGGGCCGCUCGGCAUGGCAACCACGCCGGUCAGGGCGCCUUCCAGCUUCGAAAUCAAAUUAACGGACAGUGUCUGAAGGCAACGCAGCGGGGCUUGACGUCAUCGCCCUGCCAGAGUGACGAGCUGACACAGCGAUUUGACCAGGAUGCACUGGACGGCUUCUUGCACGAACAGGUCGCCUUGUCGGUCACUAGCCUUUCUGGAGAGGAGAGGAAAAAAGAGGAGCAGCAGAGCUCCCAUCCGUUGUUUCGCUUGAGCUUCGGAAAAGAUUGUGGACCCUACUGCUUGGCCAACCUCAGCUUCCAGGCGAAUGCUUCCACUUUGGAAGGCUGCGAUCUUGCAGCUGCGGCUGAUGAACCCUCCGCAACUGAGUCUACAUUCGCCCUGCCCACCGUGAGAUUUUCGAACGGCUCCGCCUGUUUGGUGGUUGUGGUCAACAGAGCCUACUUAGCUUGGAGCAGCUCCUGUGAAAGAGGCUACAGCGACUGGUAUCAAAACGGCACCCGGCUCGAAUCUGUGCUCUUUCCCGGCAAGUGCAUCGAGUUUGAGAAAGGCAGAAACGAUUACAGAUUUCAGGAUUGUGGGAAGGAGAACGGUGAAGAUGCACAAUGGAAUCCGGAGCUGCAGUGCAUUUCCAACCGGUUGGCCACUAAGUGCCUGAUCUACUGCACUUCUUGUGUGGGCUCUUGGUGGAGCCAACUUCCCGAAGUGGUGGAGUGUGAUCGUGUCCCCGAAUACUAUGCUACCGCUGACCGCCAUGCUUCACCAUUGCGGCGGCAGGAAGACCUAAACGUGCUCGAAUGUCCCAGUGGCUCUCUGAUCAGCUAUGUGCAAACGAAGGCUUGGAGCGCAUUUCUCUUCUACAAGUGCAGCAGAAUGGCAACCCUUGGCUCCUGCGAGCCUGUCCUCCCCCCAAGCUACAAGAACAGCGACAAAGCCUUCCGUCAGGCGCCCUUGGAAUGCCCCAGCAGUGGAAUGGGUCUGCAGCGUGUGCAGAUUGACGCGACUGAUGCCGAGGGCGCUCUUUCUUUCAGGCUGGAGUGCUGUUACACUGUCCCCUUGUCCACGGCUGUGGGCCCCCUUGGUUUCAGAGUCCCCGGCCUCUGGGGUCAGUUUUCAGCAUUGGGGGAGAAUGGCGUGUAUUGUCCCGUUGCCCGCGACGGAACUGGGUAUUUCAACUUCUCUACCGGCGCCUGGUGUCUCGGCAGCGGCAGCUGCAUCCCUAGCGCCGCACUAGAGCCCCUUCAAGAGGGUCCCUUGCAGGGCCCUGAUUGGGCCGUGGUACCCGUCGACGAUUUCGAUGGCAUCUUCGUCCAAGGGGAUGCAAAGGGCAUAGCGGCAGCUGUGGCCAAAGUCAGCCUCAAGGCAAAGCCCAAGCCAACCUUGCUCACCUUUGUCGGCCGCGAGAAAUCUGUGGCUCCCGAGUGCAAGGUGCUGGUACCCGAUUAUGAAACCGUGGGCCAGUUCUUGCCAAGCUCGAACCCAUGCUCUUACGUGACCGGUCCCGAGGCCACUGGCUUCGACUACAACAAGGUGCUAGGCUGCUUCAAGCGCCAAGGGGUGCGUGACAGGCUUGCCACGGCCUACACCAGCGAUACUUCGAUUGCGGGCUGGACCACUAACACCGUUGGCAAAGCUUUAGACUGGGUUUGUGAAGUCUAUGGUGCGCAAAUCCUUGCCCCCGUCGGUCUGGGUGAAGAAAUUUCAGCUUCUGGCGUUUGCGCAGCAUCGGCGGAUUGGCACAUCGCAUUGACCCAAAAUGCUUUCCGAGUCGCCGGGUAUGCAAAAGAAAAGAAGCUUGCAGUCGAGUCCAGCAAUGAUUGCGGUGGCCAAACGGCUGCAUUCUCCAGGCUGUGGUGCGACCUCCACUGCGUCAAGGAUGCUGUCCUGAAGGGCAAUGCGGCGAUGAGGACGAACCUCGAAGAAGCUGUGCGGGUUGUGAAUCAGAAUGUCGAUGCCCUCACCGAAUACUAUGCAGGCCUUCUGAAUCAGAAGCUUGACGUGCUUUCCGAACGCCUGGAUGAGUUCACAAGUCAGAAGCCCACUCUGCAAGUUGAGGAUCUGCGAGCUUCGCUGAGCUCACGCUUGGCGACAGUAAGCAAGCUCCUGUCGGAAGGAGAGCUGGACACGGUGGGCCUCACCGCCUCCCAUCGGGCCCUGGGAAACUUCUUACUAGAUAUGCGCUUGAACCUUGAGAACCUGAAGAACGCCACAGCUUCGGAGGCCGGGGCUUCUUCUUCCAUGGAAGAAGGCAUGGAGUAUGUGCUCGGCAGGACCGACGCGCUAGAACACGCCGUCGCAGUGCUUGCAAGGGGUCGCAAGACUUCGAAGAGCCGUGCGGUGGGUGAGCUCACAGUUGAGGCAGCCAGGCUCAUGCAGGAGGUGGCCCGUUCCCGGAACAACCUCCUCGGCGUCUACAGCCACCGUUCCUCGGAGUGGAAGAAUCGCCAAAAGCAGCUGCUUCGAGGGGCGGAGAGCAAAAGCCUCCUGGAAUCCGACAGCACUCUAAGCCCCAUCAACCCUCUAAGCUCUGUAAACCCUGGUGAUGUUUGGCAAGUGCUGGUGUCCUUGGACGGCACCUGGUGGAGUCUCCGGGCCUCGCUGGACAAGUACUUGAACCAAGCCCGGCGCCAUGCCAAAACUUACCUGGCAGCUGCCAAGAUGCUUCACGGCUACGUCGGCUGCUCCGCUCGCUUCGAUAAGAUGCAGACACGCUACAGGGACUUCCUGAAAGCCGAAGAGGAGCACUUGAAAGCUCUGAAGGAGGUCUGGGCUGCGGCGGUCCCCUCUGCCGGCCUCCUCGUCUCGAAACUCGUGGACAGCAACGCCUUGGUGGGUGUGCAACUCACAGAGCUACACGACCUGAAGUACAGCCGUGCACACUUGGACUUCGGGUCACACAUGCUGUUUGAUCCAAUGGUUCCGGGUGCUAUCACAAGGCUGCUCCCUAGGAGCCAGUGCACGCCGGCUGUGGCCGGCAGAUGGAUAGCGCCUCAAUUGGAGGGACACAUCGUGCUCGCUGCUUGCGAGCUGCCUGCGUCUUGCUUCGACGGCAACACGUGUGAGCAGGGCUUUGCCUGGCCGGCGGACAACUGUGUUGAGCCUCCCGACCGCGGGGAUGGCGAGUCCGACGGUGAGGUUGUCGGAGCCCAGUGCCUCGCCCUCUUUGCAGCUGCCGUGGGCCUCGCCGACUUGUCCCCUCCCGAGUUUGCGAAGUAUCUACCCGAUGCAAGUAGCAGUGCAAGUGCUGGGAAGCCGAUACAGCCGAGCCUCGACUUCAAGGCAGGCCAUGCUGCCGAACAGGCCAUCAGAAUGCUUGACGACGACGACUUUGAGAGAAAGCAGGUUAAGCUUAUGAACACCUGUAUCGCAAAGUGGCAUGUCAUUGCUUUGAGGUAUUCGGAUGUCUUUGAAUUGCCUCGGCCGUCGGACGAGGAGAUUUCGGCAAUGAUGGGUACUCGGUCAGUGCAUACUGUGCUUGCCAGAGCAGGGUCCAUGCUCCAAUUCAUUAGGUGGUGUGACACGGUGCGUGGCAGCAGCGACUCGAUGUUUACUGAUGAAGCCUACUGGGGCUAUCUGCAGUUCCUCAAGACGAGUCGCGCGAGUGCUUCCCGAGGAUCCUCUUUCCUCUCUGCAGUGAGGUUUGCUUGGCAUGUCAUGGAUCUCACAAAAAUCUGCGGCUCGCCGUCGCGGCGAUGCGUGGGCCUGUCAGAGCAGAUGUCUGCUGAAAGAGGCACGCUGCGCCAGUCGGCGCCGUUACUAGUGCAACAGGUGCUGCAGCUGCGCCACAUGCUGCAUAGCGGUCUUGUGUCCAAACUUGACAAGGCUUUUGUUGCAUAUGUUUUGAUUUGCUUGUAUGCUCGUUGCAGACAGAGCGACCUGGCAAAAGUGUCCUACAUUGAAGUGGAUGUCUCUGAAUCAGGACUUGAAGGAUAUGUUAUUUUCUACACGCGCCAGCACAAAACUGCGCGAGCUGCUCGAAGGUUGUCGCAAAUGCUGCCCAUCCUUAUGCCAGUUUGUGGCAUUGAUGAUCAAGAGUGGUUCUUGACGGCGCGGUGUGCCAUGGAGGACAUAUAG